Molecule: messenger RNA, 2483 nt
Organism: Nerophis ophidion (straightnose pipefish)
Lineage: Eukaryota; Metazoa; Chordata; Actinopteri; Syngnathiformes; Syngnathidae
Product: ectonucleotide pyrophosphatase/phosphodiesterase family member 7-like
Exons: 6
Coding region: 630-2114 (494 amino acids)
Source: RefSeq, a predicted model, not a curated record
AAGCACACUUUUUUAUUAGUUAGAAUGCAUGAAAAAAAAAAUACAUCUAUCUUCAUGUCUUUCAUAAUGAUUGUGAACUAUAGACAAAAAAAAGUGCAGUUCCCCUUUAAUUGCUGGCGACCAAGACACUCCUUGACUGGCUGAGGGAUACACAAACCACCUUGCCUGACUCCUGAAAAGGAGUCCUUUUUUCGAGGUGGUAUUUGGUGGAAAAAAGUUGGAGAACCACUGGGUUAGACAUUUGAUGUUUGAGCGCAACUCUUGAUGAUCUUGAUUUUGAUCAUUCUAUUGAUAACCCUUGGUGCACUGCCUCACUCCUCUGCCAUAUACUAAAUGACUGGAUCCUGUCAAAACACAGUUAUAUAGAAAUAAAUCCCUUUAUGAGCUGAUAAGAUAAGAUGGUACAUCUUCUACGAGUGGAAGGGCAGAUUAGAUAUGAUGAUAGUCUGCCUCUUCUUUUGUAAUAUCGGUUUGAGGUUGAAUUUUGUGCAGUAUAAUCAGUCCUAUAAACAGAUAUAUAGCCCAUUUCUACACUAAAAACAGUGAUGGAUCAGUGAUAAGCCACUCUUAAGACUCAACCUGCACUCACAUAUUUAGUCAGAACAAAGUGUUGAUUGAAAUUUUCAGACAUGCGUUUUCUCUGCUUAUUUGUCUUUGGAGUGAUAGCCAGUGCUCCUUGUGCAGCAGCCCCAUCAGGAGAUUAUGUUUCUGGGCUGCAUUCUGUUUUCCGUGGGUCUACCAGGAACAAGCUGCUACUCAUCUCUUUCGAUGGGUUCCGCUGGGAUUAUGACCAAGACGUGGACACCCCCAAUCUGGAUAAAAUGGCCAAGGAUGGAGUGAAAGCCAAGUAUGUCACCCCGCCAUUCCUCACUAUCACCAGCCCAACGCACUUCACCCUGCUCACAGGGCGUUAUGUGGAGAAUCAUGGAGUGAUUCACAACAUGUGGUUCAACACGUCCACCCAGGAGAAGAAGCAGUACUACAUGACCCAGUUUGUUGACUCCUACUGGGACAACGGCAGCUUGCCCAUCUGGAUAACAGCACAGAGACAGGGUCUAAAAGCAGGCUCUCUACAUUUUCCUGGCACGGCUGCUACCUACAAAGGAGAGAUAGUGAAAGUGAGGAAAGUGGAACCUCGUUUCUAUGACUAUUCAAACGAGACAGAAUGGAGGCGUAACAUCGACAAGGUUAUCGGAGAGUGGUUCCACCAACAGGACCUAGACUUUGUCUCCUUGUAUUUUGGGGAGCCAGAUAAGGUUGGCCACAAAUAUGGACCUGAUUCCCCAGAACGUCGGGAGAUGGUCCAGCAAGUGGAUCGUACUGUGGGCUACAUCCGAGAUGAGAUCUAUUACCAUGGUCUGGCUGACCGACUCAACAUCAUCAUCACUGCUGACCACGGGAUGACUAAUGUCUUUCGGGGAGGACAAGUUCAGGAGAUCAUCUUGUCUCAGAUCCCAGGUUUUAGCUUCAGGGAUAUCAAAUUUCAUCUUGUGGAUUAUGGCCCUGCUGGAAUGCUGCUUCCAAAAGAAGGGAUGUUGGAGAAAGUCUAUCAAGCGCUGAAGGGAGGACACCCUCGCCUUCACGUGUACAAAAAGGAGGACAUGCCAGAGAGACUACACUACGGUAAUCACCCACGACUUCUUCCCAUCAUCCUCUUUGCUGAUCCUGGAUAUGUCAUCAAUGGGUUGUUUCCUGUCCAGUUUCACAAAGGAGAGCACGGCUUUGACAAUGAGGUGUUAGACAUGAAGCCCUUCUUCAGGGCAGUAGGGCCUGACUUAAAAAAAAAUGUAGUCGUUGAACCCUUUGAGACGGUCAAUGUUUACACAUUGAUGUGCUAUCUACUUGGCAUAGAACCAGAGGUCAAUGAUGGGCACCUAGACAACACUAAACAUCUGCUGAUCCCAAAGAAAAACACAGGAGACAAUGACGGUCAAAAACAGGAUACAGUGUCACCGCUUGUGAUUGGUUUAUCAACAGUGACUGGGUUUCUGGCACUGGUGUUUGUAGCAGUGACUUCCCACACGUUCUGGAAAAGGAGGCCAGCAGAAGAGAGUUUUGAACAGAAGUACAGUGCUGAUGAGGAGACCACACACGACAAGCAAACCAGUUUCUGAGAGCUCACAAAAACAUUAUCCUUAAUUGCAAAUUAGCACUUUCCGUUCCUUUACAUAGCACUAUUAUAUGAAAUACAUGAGGUAUUAUUAAUAAUUCUUACCAUAGAGUCAUUGAUUUGGUUGGUUUGUUCGUAUAGGGAAUGUUAAAUUAAAUGCCUCAAUUUUUAAGUGUUAUAACAUUGUGGGGGGUUUAAUCAUUUCAAGACAAUUGUGUUUAAUGACCAUGAUCAUAUGCAACAUAUGAUCAAUACAUCCUGCAUUCUUCUGCUUUUGUGUACCUUCAACGCGUUCCUUUUAUAACCACUUUGUAACGUCUUACCUAGAUGAACCUUAUCACGCUUGAAAUAAAUCCUUCAUUUGAAACGCAAA